Molecule: messenger RNA, 980 nt
Organism: Mycetomoellerius zeteki
Lineage: Eukaryota; Metazoa; Arthropoda; Insecta; Hymenoptera; Formicidae
Product: odorant receptor 67c-like
Exons: 5
Coding region: 27-980 (317 amino acids)
Biological process (GO): sensory perception of smell; detection of chemical stimulus involved in sensory perception of smell
Cellular component (GO): plasma membrane
Molecular function (GO): odorant binding; olfactory receptor activity
Source: RefSeq, a predicted model, not a curated record
UAAAAAUUUUCGGAGACAGUUCACUAAUGUUAGAUAAUUUACAACAUACGUUACCAGUCAUAAGCUGUUUGAUUAGAAUCAUCAUUUUUUGGUGGAAAAAAGAAGCUAAUAUACCAAUUAUGAAUAUGAUUGUGAAGGAUUGGAUAACGUUAAAAAGUGACCAAGAGAGAAGCAUGAUGAUCCAAAGAGCGCAGAAUGCUCGUAUAAUUUCUAUUUGCUCUUAUUGUAUAAUGACAUUAGCGUGGUUCUUCAUCACAGUAUUGCCAAUUUUUGGAAUGUCAAUAAGACUGACUUCUAAUAUUACUGAUCCAGGAAAACUAUUGCCAGUACAAACUCAUUAUAUUUAUGAUGUAACAAAAAAGCCGCAUUACGAACUGACAUUUAUUAGUCAAGUCAUAUACGCAGCAUUUGCCAUGAUAGCCUAUUCUGGAAUAGACAAUUUUCUUAGUCUUUUAAUUUUUCAUGUAUGCGGCCAAUUAGACAUUCUCAAAAAUCGUUUGACACAUUUGGAUAAAUACAUGAAUUGUCACAAAAUGCUAAAAUGCUGCAUUGCAAAUCAUAAUCGUUUGCUUAGAGCUAUUGAUGUUAUUGAAGAUACAUAUAGUAUAAUACUUUUUUUCUUAUUUAUAUAUCAUGCAAUUCUCUUCGCAUUCUUCGGAUUUCAGAUGAUUAGUCUAUUUGAUAAAGGAAAUGAUAUGUCGAUCGCUCAUUUAAUAUAUUUCUUCUCCAUCGUUAUAAAUUUAUUUGGACAUAUGUGCCUAUAUUGUGCUCUUGGUGAGAUUUUGAUAGUCCAGUGCAAUAAAAUAUAUUAUGCUGCAUAUAACAAUAAAUGGUACACUCUAAAUUCAAAAACUGUAGAAGAUUUGUUGCUUUUAAUGACAAGAGGUUCUAAAUCAGUCUGUCUCACCGCUGGAAAAGUGUCACCAGUUACAAUGACCACAUUUUGCAGUGUAAGUUUAAUGUUUGAGAAUUUGACUUGA